CGAACCGUGACGAACGUCGAAGACUGCCAACUUGAACAGAAUAAGUAGGUCUUUGCGCAAUCUAUUAUCUAUACCGUCGACUUCAGUGCCUUGAACCGGCGCGUGCUUAAGCGCCCACACCUGCUAUCAAGUGGAGAGCAUUCAUAUCUACAAACAGCGAUUAUUGCUCGACGUCCAACGCCGGGUGCGCAAUGAGUCACUCCUUGACGCGUGCUCUCGUCGUGUUUUCGUGCGUUUUUUUUUCGCCUCCGUUUUCUGCCCAUCGUGGAGCCGAGAUUAUCAAAAGUACCGUCACGGUAAUGGAGGAUGCUUUUCAUACUCAAGCAAUUUGGAAUAUUCGAUACGAUAAGGCUCCAAGUCACUUACAUCACUCGUUGACUGCAUGUGACCGACAUGUGGCUCGAACAAGUUCCCGCCCGCCACUGGUACUAGCAUCGGAUGUCGAUAUUAAAUGUCGGUGCAAUGUGCUCAGUUCAGUCUACCUGGAAAAUGACAGAGUUCGUUUAAGUUUGAUAUCUAGCCUAGGUCUACGAAGUCUUUACACUUUCCGCAACAAUUCUUUCUAGGCUUGCCAGUGGUACCAACAUCAGUACGCGGGUGGCAUGCCUUGGUUCGGCAUGGCAUAGACGGGUCCUAAAUGAGCGCUUACUCCCACUUCGCAUAGAGCGCGUGUUCUUCUGUGCUCGGUGGAAAUGCAUG
Messenger RNA from Suillus subalutaceus, 699 nucleotides. RefSeq lists its product as uncharacterized. The transcript has 6 exons. Bases 192 to 566 code for a protein of 124 amino acids. The record is from RefSeq and is a predicted model, not a curated record. Lineage: Eukaryota; Fungi; Basidiomycota; Agaricomycetes; Boletales; Suillaceae.